Cucumis melo (muskmelon) is the source of this 1000-nucleotide messenger RNA. Its product is annotated as serotonin N-acetyltransferase 2, chloroplastic. Gene Ontology annotation, molecular function: N-acetyltransferase activity. Gene Ontology annotation, cellular component: cytoplasm. The record is from RefSeq and is a predicted model, not a curated record. Bases 384 to 965 code for a protein of 193 amino acids. The transcript has a single exon. NCBI's taxonomy places the organism in Eukaryota, Viridiplantae, Streptophyta, Magnoliopsida, Cucurbitales, Cucurbitaceae.
UAAUAAAGUAAAAGAUAUGAACUACAUGUCAACUUUAUGCUAAUUGAGUAAACCAAAGUGAAAGUGAUUAUGACAUGUUUUUAGUUCAUUCAAAUAGAAUAGCAUUAGAAAGUAUAAAAUGAUCAAAAAGUCCUAAGUAAGUAAAUUUAACCCUGGGAGAGUGAUUUCUUUAUUGUUUACAUGUCCGAAAUGAAAGGCCCACUUAUCCAUGGAAAAGCAAGAAAGUCCUUCCGGUCCAAACGACUGCUUUGUAUUACUUGCAUACGAAGCCUCCAUUAUCACCACAAACUUCCAACCCUUCCAUGGCGUCUCUUAACACCAAUCAAACCUUCCAUUUUCAGAUAACAUUCACUUCUCCCAUUUCUCUCUAACUUCCUCUAACAAUGCUACUUCCGGCCAUCACCUCCGCCCCUUUUUCCUCCUCACUUCGUCUCACUAACCCCAUCUCCCCCCAUCCACGUUACGUCGCCGUCUCCAUCUCUGCCCAAGCCUCGCCGGCGAAUUCUAGCUACAGCGUCUCCGACAAGGACCUCGAAUCCCGCGGCUUCGUGCUUCACCGCACCGUCUCCGACCUCAACCUCGACCACCUGAACUCGGUCUUUGCCGCCGUAGGAUUCCCCAAACGCGAUCCAGACAAGAUCAGGGUCGCGUUGGAGAACACCGACGCCUUGCUGUGGAUCCAAUACGGUAAAACACAACGACCGGUGGCGUUCGCUAGGGCUACAGGCGACGGUGUGUUCAACGCGAUUAUAUGGGAUGUGGUGGUGGAUCCUUCCUUCCAAGGGCUUGGUCUGGGAAAAGCCGUGAUCGAGAGGAUUAUCGAAGACCUUCGUCGUAAAGGCAUUUCCAAUAUCGCAUUGUAUUCAGAGCCUCGUGUUCUAGGGUUCUACAGACCUCUAGGGUUCGUCGCGGAUCCGGAUGGAAUCCGUGGAAUGGUGUAUUCGAGAAAGAAAAAGAAAAACUAAUUACAGAAUGUUGAAUCCAGAUCGUUUUCUCGCCA